CAUCCGCAAGCUAUUCACGAGUGCACUCAGGUCGCAGUCCUUACCCAGCCUCCGCCAAUUGAAUGCAAAAGUUCAGGCUAUUCCGAGCGCUAAAAGCCACCCUUCCCCCCACGAAGAUAUUUGGAAUCCAUGCAUUAGAAUUAACGUAAACUGCCUGGGAUCGACACACACAAGAGCCGGAAGGAGGCUGCGGCUGAGGCUGCCAUGCCACACCACUGCCACAUGUCAUAAGUCAACUACAGGGCUGCUGCUCCUCUUGUCCACACGCAGCUCUGGGACAGAGCGGAUGCCGCUGCAAUAUGCAUUUAUCCGCUCAGUAAGGGAGUGAGUGCGAGGGAGAGAUGAGCGAACGCUGCAGCGGAGGCACCGUCACCGGUGGCCGUCAUGCCCGGGUCAGUCCCACGCCCGGACGUGGCAGCAAGAUUGCGUACACGCCAUGUCCGCGCUCCGAGCCGCCACAGGAUCUGGCACUGGCAGUGCCGGCCCCAGCGCGCAAUUGCCUGGCCAUACCCAUGUCUUCGCUGCAGACGGCCAACGGACCCAGCAACAAAGUGAACUUCGGUGGUGGUGGCCACUCUGGAGUCACGCGAGCCGAGCCGAUCUCCCUGGCUACCUUGGAUCGGGACUGCUUCAUCAUUCCUGUGCAUAGUGUGGACCGCUUCCUGCCGGCCGGUAUACCCCUACCCGCUCUGAGUGCCGAUGGCAAGACAGCCAGUCCGCUGAGCGUCCUGGAGGUCUCCGAUCCGAAACUAUGCAUUCUGGUGCAUUUGAUGAGCCCCUUGGAGGCUAUCGAUCCCGUGAUGGAGUCACCCUUGGCGCACCCGCUGCUCAAGCAGCGCUCAAUCGCCUCCGAGCUGGUGUCGGAGGUGCAGCAGGCCAACACAGCCGUGGGCGGCAUGCUCCUGGCCAACAUGGAGAAGAGCUCCGAGUUCCCAUUCAUCUCGUACUAUCUCAUCAAUACGCUGCAAACGGAUCCUUCCAACUUCUAUGCCAGCCUGCGCGUCUCAUCGCUGUCCAAGUUCGAGCCCAAGGCCCUCAAAUACACUGCCGCCCACACUCUGGAUCUUUAUAGCGAGGUGGCAUCCAUUUACCGGCCGCCGUUGGUGCUGCCUUCGAACGAGGCCGGGAGCUUUAAGAAGUCGCAGACUGCGGCCACCGGCUACAUUAUUACCGUGUUCAAGGUGUUCGAGGGCGACGAUGGCGAAAGGUUUGAAAAGAAUUGGCUCUACUGGACAGGGGCCCGGAUGCUGUACAGAUACUUGCCACGGGCGGCGGGUCUGCGGCGCAUCGCUCUGCACAAGAGCACCUCACAGAAGGGGGACAAGAUGUACCUCCUGGUUUGCGAGUGUGCCGACUUGCUCAAGGACAUCUCGCUGGCCGCCUUUCUCAUACCGGCCAUGCGGGCCAGGCUCUGCGGCUACACGGGACUCUAUCGACCAAUACAGGCCUUCUAGAUGGAAUCGCCAUCGUCAUAUAUUUUUCUAUCAGCUAUAAAUAGUUUAGUCCGACUAAAACUCAAAUGAAACAAACACUGCAAUACGGCUGAGAUGGACUCUGCACCUGUUACGUGAUUCGAUUCUGAUUCGAUAUUUACUAGCCCUAAACAAAUUUUAAAACUCUCUCAACUCAGAUACGGAUCAGCAUCUGCCAAUUAACACUCGAUAGGCGUACAUCGUAUAUAAGUAGGAGACAAUAUACUCAAGGUAACUCAUAUCGUAUGUUAGAUUUUUCUAUAAAAAAUCUCGGGAGACAGACCCAAUAAAUAGGACCAUAUCUAGUGUGAGUUGCUAGCGAAGAACUUCCAUUUUAGCCACAACAAAUAGCGAAUCAAUCAGAGCUAUCUAUAUGUAUUCGAACCUAGAUAUAUCAAGAGUUUAACAUAACUUCGUACAUAUGUAUGUAGAAUAGACAGAUGUAUAAACGCUGAAUUUUUCGCGCUGAAAAGUAGCCUAACAAAACCGCAAACCAAGAGUCAAUUCUUAGCAUAAAAUCUAGAAAAUGUUGAUCAGAAUAACAGCAAUGUGGUCGAGGGAAAACUUUGCCCAAAUCUAACAAUCUGCCAAAAAUUAGCAACAAAAAAAACAAAACAUAAAAAAUCCGUUUGGGGUUAAAAAAAUUAUAUCAAAUUUCACUUUUAUAUACUCGUAUGUAGCUAUGUAUGUAUGUAGAAGAAUAAGGAUGCGAUGCAGACCAAACCAAAGUUUUUCAAUAAUAAUUAAUUAACAAAUUUUUGCUUGGCUAAAGCUUGCCACUAAGCCUACUAUUAAGAGACAUACUAAAUAACCUAAUGAUAUUUAAAAAUAUACAUAGGAAAAGCGAGAGAGAGAGAAAUAGAGAGAGUAUAUAUGUAUGUGUUGGUGAACUUGUUAGGCACUUACUCCACACACACUCCCACACAGACCAGGACCCUGUUGGAGGGACAUAUAAUUUUGCACAAUAAAAACAAUAUCAAAAAGUGCUGUGAUAAUUAAACUAAAGCAGAAAGGAGCCACACAAAAUGAAGAAUCGUGCUGAAGCCGAAGCCAAUAAUGUAUCUCUCAUUGAAUGGUGAUAGAAGGCAUGAUAUUUUGCUAUAAUUUGGGGUUCGUGGGAUUCAACCAGUCAAAGACAAUUAUUCCAUCUAAGUAGCUGCCAUUGAAGUGCUUCAGAGGUCUCUGGCUUAUAUUUUCCAAAAAUUAACUUGGUUUUUGUUUUCUAGUUAGUUACGAGUACUUGCAGUCCUAAAACCCACACUUUUAACGCUUAAGCUAAGCCUAAGCCAUAUAGGAUAUUAAUUACAUACUGUUCGACAUUAGUUCUUAACAAACAACAACUUUUUUGCCACAACUAAAGCUUGCAGCAACCAAAAGUU
Drosophila persimilis is the source of this 2851-nucleotide messenger RNA. RefSeq lists its product as uncharacterized. The transcript is spliced from 7 exons. The coding region runs from base 342 to 1454 and encodes 370 amino acids. The record is from RefSeq and is a predicted model, not a curated record. NCBI's taxonomy places the organism in Eukaryota, Metazoa, Arthropoda, Insecta, Diptera, Drosophilidae.